This is a messenger RNA of Guyanagaster necrorhizus, 2817 nucleotides long. RefSeq lists its product as uncharacterized. Lineage: Eukaryota; Fungi; Basidiomycota; Agaricomycetes; Agaricales; Physalacriaceae. The coding region runs from base 114 to 2534 and encodes 806 amino acids. The transcript is spliced from 4 exons. The record is from RefSeq and is a predicted model, not a curated record.
GUUUGGGUUAGCCUGAGUCUCUCACUAGCCCCGAGACUGCAGCAUGGUUCAACUCUUUCCUGGCCUCUCUAUGACCAAUCGUUAACCCCGCGCUUUUCACCUCUGUAUCCGACAUGCUUGAAGAUUCUCUUCAAGCGACGCUUCCCAAGCUUAUCCAUGGUGUUCGCGUCGCGGACAUCGGACAAGGUUCCGAGCCCCUUCGCAUCCUUGGCAUUCGUUCUUUGAAUGCUGAUGAGACCAAUGGCAUGAAACCAGAAGACGGAGAUUUUGUCAAUCUCGAGCUUGCCGUCGCGUACAAAGCACGAUCUGCUGGCCAGGAUGCUCGGCGUACAGGCCCUUCGCGUAAUGCCCAUCUUCUUGUGGAGUUUUAUCUAUCCGGAGGGAUAGUUUUGCCCGUGUGGGUCGAGCUUACCGGCCUUGUUGCCAAAACGCGUCUGAGAGUACAAUUAAUGCCAAACCCACCCUUUCUGUCAAUCAUGACACUCACGUUGCUGGGACAGCCGAAGGUUGAAAUCCAUUGUACUCCGUUGGCGAAGAACUUUUUAAAUAUCAUGGACAUUCCCGGAUUAUCAGGUUGGUUACAAAACGCGAUCGAUAUGGCUGUCGGACAGUAUGUCGCACCAAGGAGCUUGAAUUUGAAUCUCAAAACGUUGCUAGCCGGGAAGGAGAAGACAGACACUGAUGCUAUGGGGGUGGUUAUCGUCACCUUGAAGAGCGCUGAAGGCUAUAGGAAUGGGGACGAAGGCAAGUUCUGGCUAUCUAAAAAGCAGAAACGGGGGGAUCCAUACGUGUCGGUUGGCUGGAGCAAGUGGGGAAAGCCCCUCUGCUCCACCAGAAUAAUCGAGAACGAAUCCAAACCCGUGUGGGAAGAAACUAUGAUGUUACUAGUCACUCCUGUCGAAAUUCAUGCUCGGGAGAGACUCAGGCUGCAGCUUUGGGAUUCAGACAGGUUCUCGGCCGACGAUAUCCUUGGAACAGUCGAGACGUCGUUGCACGACAUUAUCGAGUCUUCCGAAACUUCGAAUCAGUCAACGGCGCGCCAGGAUGAUCUGGUCGCCUCUGACGGUUCGAAAUGGCCUGGGGUACUGCGCUGGGCUGUCGGAUACUUCUCAAAGACGUCUCUGGAGCAUCAUCUCAAAGAUGUGGUUGCAAUUAACGAAACGAUUGACCAGGAAGAUGAAAGUGGGUGCACGGCCAAGCCGGAGAGAGAUGCUGAGGGUAUAGACACCAGGGAGCAACAACUGAAGGAUCUGAAGGAGAAAGAAGAUGAAAUCAUAGCGAGCUCCAAGCCUUCCGAUGAGUGGCUUAGUGGUAUAUUAUCUGUGAGUAUUGAGCAGAUCACCGAAUUAGAGGUUCAGAAAGUAAGGGAAGGUGGCGCGCUGGAAACUGAAGAUGGCAAUAGUCCUAGUCCGUAUUGCACUAUCAUUAUUAACCAUCAACGGGCGUACAAGACACGGACAAAGAUGAAGACCCGAAAACCAUAUUUCAAUGCGAGUACUGAGCGAUUUAUCAAAAACUGGCUAGACAGUACAGUUAUCAUCGCUGUCCGAGACGCCCGAGUUCAUGAAACCGAUCCUCUACUGGGAGUCGUUGUACUUCCACUGCAGAAGCUUUUCAAGCAUCGAUCACAUAUAACUGACUCUUUCCCUCUUAUUGGAGGAAUUGGAUAUGGGCGACUACGGCUCUCUUUGGCAUUCCGCAGUGUGCAAGCCAAACUUCCUCGCGAGCUUUUAGGAUGGGAUAUAUGCACACUGGAGAUUCAACCAAGGAUCGAAGCCUCCACCGAUCUCCCAGCUAAUCUUGCUUCGUGCCAAUUGAUUGCUGAGACCCUGUACGGACGUCGAAAACUAUACCCACAUCCUGAUGGCGGCUGGAAAGCGACAAUCGAGAGCCGUUCUGUGUGUUUGGCGGUCAAGAAUCGUUACGCGUCUUGCCUGUUCAUCCAGUUCCGGAAGCGUGUGUUGGGUCCUGAUGUUAUUCCGGCGUUCUCGACGCUUUGGCUGAAAGACAUUCCCGAUGGGGAAGAGCUUACCACGACACUUGCCGUAAGGAAGAAUGUGAAUGACGCGCUUACCCGGGCACGAUUCAAUGCUUCAAACGAUAUUGGAGAGCUGGUAGGAAGUAUUGUUGUGAAGGUGAAGCUAUGGCCGGGCUUGAGUGGCUACCAUCGGUACAUGGCUGAUAAAGACGCCUCCCUGGCGGAGGUGAUGGAAGUGAUGGAUUGUGCAGAAGAGUCGCAUGACGACAACGAACGGGAUCUCUUUUACGAGUCUGAUUCGUCGGCAUCAUCAGUGUCGAGCACAUCUGGGUCGUUGGAUGGUACCAUUGAUGGUAUAAAAAAUCAUUUCAAGGACUAUCAAAAGAGGAAGGGAGAGUUACACAGGAAGCAUCGCGGGCUGAUGCAAUGGAAGGGAGUUAGGAGUAUUGCUUGGCUUGGGCGUAGUGUCGAGAACAAGGCAGACGAGCUGGAGCACAAGCUUAAAGGGAAACUGAAGCACCAGCAGAAAGAGAUGGGGAUAGAGAAAGAGGUUUGAGCUGACGAUUUACCUGGAUAGGAUGGACGCUUCUACUGAGCACUGUUAUUCUUAAGAGCAACUAUAUUGACACGUGACAUCAUAGAGUCUGUCCGCCUUCACCUUCACUUGUACUACUACUACUACCAUGAUCUGGGAAUUCUAUUACCCUGAUGACUUUGACUCGACUAGUACAGAUACGACAGCCUCGACGCCCCCGUCUUUCUGCAACUCUGAGGGUGAGGGUGAGGGUGAGGACGCUCAGAGUCGACCCCGCGAUAAGAUCACUUUUAUCGACGAAACU